GACAUUUCACACAUCGGAAAAAAUUUUCAUCAUCCGCGCAGCGAAUGUGAGUUUUGUGGAAAUCAGCCGAAACGAUUGUUGUGUAAUAAAUCCGGUAGAAUAUGCUACUUGGCCGCUUCGGGAUAAAGAUAGAAAACGAAUGAACCGCGUUGUCCAGUAGCUAGUGAACGGGAUCCAAAAAGUGCAGAAAUAAUGGCCUACCGCUUACUAACCUCGGCUCGAAAGCUAGAAUCGACAUUGGCAGGGCUCGGUCGACAACAUCGUACCGUCAACACGACCGAUUGCGACCAGAUUAUCCGUAGUCUGAGUUAUCUUCAAUCGAGUAAAAACAAAGUUUGGAACGAAUUCCUACACAGGAUUCAACUGUUCUGUGAGAAACCCCCGAAAGGUUUCGAAAAAUAUUACAAACCAGGAGGUGCCAGGAAAGGCGCUUCCGCCGAAGAAGUAUCCAAGGGUGCAAAGCCAGAACCUUCGAAUCCUUCGAAAAGUGCAGCAGGGUCACAGCAGCAGCAACAACCUCCGAAAAAUGACUGGAAUUUGGGUAUGUUUGGACCUCAGCCAGCUAGAGGCAAAAGUGGUGGCGGUGGAACAGGGGGCGGCGGAGGCAGCGGGCGUCCUAUUGGCGGUGAGGGUGGCGACAAGGAGAAAAUGAUGGUCUUUGGAGCGCUAGCCGGAGUGGCACUAAUAUCUGCCAUUGCGUAUUUUGAGAUGGGAUAUAAAGAAAUUGCUUGGAAGGAGUUUGUCAAUAACUACCUUGCUCGAGGAAUCGUGGAUAAAUUGGAGGUCGUCAAUAAAAAGUGGGUUCGUGUUCGAUUAACAGCAGGCAACACCUCGGACUCGGGCACACUCUGGUUCAACAUUGGCAGCGUGGAUUCCUUUGAACGCAACCUAGAGAAUGCACAAACGGACAUGAACAUUGAACCGGUUAAUUUUGUCCCGGUAAUCUAUCGUAGUGAAAUCGAAGCCGCUAGUCUUACCGGCCUCUUACCAACGCUGUUAAUCAUUGGUUUCCUGAUCUAUAUGAUGCGAAGAUCGUCGGAAAUGAUGGGCGGCCGUGGUGGACGUAAGGGUGGUGGCCUUUUCGGUGGAGUCAUGCAGUCUACGGCAAAAUUGAUCAAUGCAAACGAAAUCACUGUUGGUUUUAAAGACGUAGCUGGUUGCGAAGAGGCUAAAAUAGAAAUUAUGGAGUUUGUCAAUUUCUUAAAGAACCCCCAACAGUAUAUUGAUUUGGGAGCAAAGAUCCCGAAAGGCGCCAUGCUGACCGGACCACCGGGCACCGGUAAAACUCUCCUUGCUAAGGCGACGGCCGGAGAAGCCAAUGUUCCUUUCAUUACCGUGUCAGGGUCGGAGUUCUUAGAAAUGUUCGUCGGAGUUGGUCCUUCCCGUGUGCGUGACAUGUUUGCUAUGGCCCGGAAGCACGCGCCCUGUAUAUUGUUCAUCGAUGAAAUCGAUGCUGUUGGACGAAAACGUGGCGGAAAAAGCUUCGGCGGUCACUCGGAGCAGGAGAACACUUUGAACCAAUUGCUCGUCGAGAUGGACGGGUUCAAUACUACCACCAACGUCGUUGUUUUGGCUGCUACCAAUCGAGUUGACAUCCUGGAUAAGGCACUGCUACGUCCCGGACGCUUCGAUAGACAAAUUUUCGUACCAGCACCGGACAUCAAAGGUCGUGCCAGUAUUUUCAAAGUGCAUUUGGGUCCACUGAAGACUGACUUGAACAAAAUGGAUUUGGCGAGAAAAAUGGCUGCACUCACACCUGGUUUCACUGGAGCUGACAUUGCCAACGUUUGCAAUGAAGCUGCUUUAAUUGCCGCUCGUGACUUGAACGAGUCUAUUAAUUUGAAACACUUUGAACAAGCAAUAGAGCGUGUUAUUGCAGGAAUGGAAAAGAAGACAAACGUCCUGUCACCGGAUGAGAAACGCACGGUUGCAUACCAUGAAGCUGGCCACGCCGUAUCCGGUUGGUUCCUAGAGCAUUCCGAUCCUCUGCUCAAAGUUUCAAUUAUUCCUCGCGGAAAAGGGCUUGGUUACGCACAGUACUUACCGAAGGACCAAUAUCUGCUGACCACCGAACAACUAUUCGAUCGCAUGUGCAUGACCCUUGGUGGCCGAGUUUCGGAGGAAAUUUUCUUCAACAGGAUUACCACUGGUGCUCAGGAUGACCUUAAGAAGAUCACCGAUAGUGCUUAUGCCCAGGUAUUUUUCAUAUCAUACGAUAUAGUUCGUAGCCUUAAUAGGCUAUAAUGUUUUGCCUCAUUU
This is a messenger RNA of Armigeres subalbatus, 2259 nucleotides long. RefSeq names its product AFG3-like protein 2. The record is from RefSeq and is a predicted model, not a curated record. Gene Ontology annotation, cellular component: m-AAA complex; membrane. Gene Ontology annotation, molecular function: zinc ion binding; ATP hydrolysis activity; ATP binding. Gene Ontology annotation, biological process: mitochondrial protein processing. The coding region runs from base 193 to 2244 and encodes 683 amino acids. The transcript has 5 exons. Lineage: Eukaryota; Metazoa; Arthropoda; Insecta; Diptera; Culicidae.